Messenger RNA from Anopheles aquasalis, 2912 nucleotides. RefSeq names its product pre-rRNA 2'-O-ribose RNA methyltransferase FTSJ3. The record is from RefSeq and is a predicted model, not a curated record. Gene Ontology annotation, cellular component: preribosome, large subunit precursor; nucleolus; nucleus. NCBI's taxonomy places the organism in Eukaryota, Metazoa, Arthropoda, Insecta, Diptera, Culicidae. Gene Ontology annotation, biological process: rRNA methylation; maturation of 5.8S rRNA from tricistronic rRNA transcript (SSU-rRNA, 5.8S rRNA, LSU-rRNA); maturation of LSU-rRNA from tricistronic rRNA transcript (SSU-rRNA, 5.8S rRNA, LSU-rRNA). Gene Ontology annotation, molecular function: rRNA (guanine) methyltransferase activity; rRNA (uridine-2'-O-ribose)-methyltransferase activity.
CAUGGUCGGGCUGUUGGAGGCCGGAAGGAAAAGUGUUUCGGUGUUUUCGUGUGAAAAGUGGAAUUUCCCUCCUAUCUGGUGUAAAACUCUACCUGGAUUACUCACAUAAUCGACCAGCAGGAUGGGUAAAAAGGGAAAAGUAGGAAAGGAUCGGAAGGAUAAGUUCUACAAACUAGCCAAAGAGUCCGGCUACCGAUCGCGUGCGGCGUUCAAGUUGAUCCAGCUGAACCGGCGCUUCGCCUUUCUGCAGCAAUCGCAAGUAUGCAUCGAUCUGUGCGCUGCCCCGGGUGGCUGGAUGCAGGUGGCCAAACAGAACAUGCCCGUGUCGAGUAUCGUGAUUGGUAUCGAUCUGCACCCGAUCAAAAACGUACCCGGAUGUAUCAGCUUGGUGGGCGACAUCACGAGCGACAAAACCAAGUCCGACCUGGCGAAGGAACUGAAAACAUGGAAAGCGGACGUCGUGCUCAACGAUGGUGCACCGAAUGUCGGUAAAAACUGGCUGCACGAUGCCUACCAGCAGGUCUGCCUUACGCUCAGUGCCGUCAAGCUGGCGACGCAGUUCCUCCGUCCCGGCGGUUGGUUCAUCACGAAGGUUUUCCGCUCGAAGGAUUACAACGCCCUGAUCUGGGUGUUGAAGCAGCUGUUCAAGAAGGUGCACGCCACGAAACCCUCGGCUUCGCGUAAGGAAUCAGCGGAAAUCUUCGUCGUCUGUCAGCACUACCGGGCACCGGAUAAGAUCGAUCCGAGGUUCCUCGAUUCGAAGUACGUGUUCGAAGAGCUUGACAUUGAACCCAAGGAUGGGGCGGGAAUGAACAUCCUGAAGGAGCUGGAACGGAAGGUGGCCAAGAAGCCGAAGGUGGAAGGAUACGAUGGUACGGAUGUGCGGAAGAUUAUCACGGCACGCGAGUUCCUGCAGCAGGAGAAACCACUUCCCGUGCUGAGCCGUGUGACGGAGAUUCGCUUCACCGAGGCUGAUGCGAGCAUAGCGGAACAUCCGCGAACGACGGCGGAGUUGAAGGAGUGCUGUAAGGAUAUUAAGAUUCUUGGUCGGAAGGAUAUGAAGGAACUGCUUCGGUGGCACAAGCUGCUGCAUCCCGAGUUCGCCGGUCCAAAGGAGGAGGAAGCAUCGGAGAAGGAUGCAAAGGGAAAGGCUGGUAAAAAGCAGAAGAAGGACAAAAAGGAAGAUGACGAUAGCGACGAGGAAGGAGAUAAUGAAGAGGAAGAAGAUGAGGAUAUGGUUGAACUGCGCCAGAUGGACAAAGAGCUGGCCAGCUUGAAGGAGGAACAAUCGCGGGAAUCGAAGCGUAUGCGCAAGAAAGCCAACAAGGAGCGAGCGAAACUGAACGAACGGCUUAGCCUGAAGAUGGUGAUCAAGGGAGACGAGGGACCGACCGAGCAGUCAUCGGACGUAACGUUCAAACUGAGCGAUGUGGCCUCGAAGCAGGAACUGGAACGCAUGCUGGAUCAACCGCCCGAUCUGCCCUCGGAUGGUGAUGUUUCCGAUGAAGAGAAGGUACGCCGGAAGGCCAAGUACGUGCGGUACAAUCGUGAAACGAAGGGUGAUCUGUACGAGGAUGAAGAGCUGAUGGGACAGGCAAGUGCUAGCGAAUCCGAACCGGAUUCGGAUUUCGACAAAAAGGGGCUAGCGUUCAAUUCGGACGAUGAGGCCGAACUGAGCUUCGAGGAAGAUGAAGAUCGUGUCGAUCCGUCCGAUGAUGAAGACCGUAAUCCCCUGAUAACCGAUCUGGACAAUCGUAGCAAAACGGACAAACAGUUGCAGCGGGCCAAGAUGUGGUACGAGCAGGAAGCGUUCCAGAAGCACAAUCUGGAUGAAAACGAUCAGGAGCUGGACUACGAUGUGGAUCAGCUGAUCGCUGCGUAUAAGAAAUCGGGCGUAAAGGUGCUUGGUGAUGAUAAGGAUGCCGUAGGGGAGAAGUUACCACUGGGCAAGAAGGCAAGACGCCGUGCCCGGCACGAUGUGUCCAAUGGACACGUUUCCAGCGACGACAGCUCAUCCGAUGACGAGGCAGGGGAGGAUGUGGGCGACGAUGAUGCGCUGGUCAAUGGAAAGCCACACCACAAAACGGUGGAAAAGGUGGCGGGUGCGGAUGGUGGAUUUGAGAUCGUUUCGGCCGAAGCAACCCAAAAACCGAAAAAAAUCAAACUAAACGAACAGGAGCUGGCACUGGGACAGAUGUUGGUGAGCGGAAAGAAGAUGCGUCGCGAUAUCAUCGAUUCGGCCUGGAACCGGUACAUGUUUAACGACACCCACCUGCCGUCCUGGUUCGUGGAGGACGAAAUGAAGACGAUGCGCCGGGACCUGCCGGUACCGGAUGAAGCGGUCGAUCGGUACCGCAAGACGAAGGACGAGUUUAACGUACGCACGAUCAAGAAGGUGAUGGAAGCGAAGGCACGCAAGAAGCGGCACGCCACGAAGCGGUUGGAAAAGAUCAAGAAGAAGGCCGAAACGAUUAUGGAGAACGUCGAUAACACGAAUCAGGAGAAGAUUCGUCUUUUGAAAAAAUUGUACAAAAAGGCCGAUGCGAAGAAGAAGGAAGUCACGUACGUGGUGGCGAAAAAGUCCGGCACCAGUGGUAAGAAGGUGCGCCGUCCGAAGGGUGUCGAGGGUCGCUUCAAGGUAGUGGAUCCGCGUAUGAAGAAGGACCGACGUUCGGAGAUGGCCAAGGAGAAGCGUACGAAAAAGUUUGGCGGUGGCAAGGGUAAAGCUAAAGGUGGCAAAGCUGCUGCCGGUGCACGUAAGGCGAAGGUAGGAAAAGGGAAGAAGUAAAUCGUUGCGCUGCGGUUAUAGAGCUACGCUACAGUCGUUGAUUAUAAGCAAAUGUGUUCUGCUCCAAACAGUCACAAAAUAAAGUGUAAUUCUAUGAAUAAAUCCACUGUUAAUUUCAAUCUUA